AUGCCCGGCGGCAAGGGAAAGUCUUCUGGUGGCAAGAGCUCGGGCGGCAAGACGAGCGUCGAGGGCCACAAGAAGCAGCAGAGCCACUCUGCUCGCGCCGGUCUGCAGUUCCCCUGCGGCCGUGUCAAGCGUUUCCUCAAGCAAAACACCCAGAACAAGAUGCGCGUCGGUGCCAAGGCUGCCGUGUACGUAACCGCGGUUCUCGAGUACCUGACUGCCGAAGUCCUCGAGCUGGCAGGCAACGCCGCCAAGGACCUCAAGGUCAAGCGCAUCACGCCGCGCCACCUCCAGCUCGCGAUUCGCGGUGACGAGGAGCUCGACACGUUGAUCCGCGCCACCAUCGCCUUUGGUGGUGUCCUGCCGCACAUCAACCGCGCGCUGCUGCUCAAGGUCGAGCAGAAGAAGAAGGCCAAGGCCCUCGAGGCGUAA
Molecule: messenger RNA, 429 nt
Organism: Purpureocillium lilacinum
Lineage: Eukaryota; Fungi; Ascomycota; Sordariomycetes; Hypocreales; Ophiocordycipitaceae
Product: histone H2A.Z
Biological process (GO): heterochromatin formation
Cellular component (GO): nucleosome; chromatin
Molecular function (GO): DNA binding; structural constituent of chromatin; protein heterodimerization activity
Source: RefSeq, a predicted model, not a curated record